This is a messenger RNA of Coregonus sp. 'balchen', 5543 nucleotides long. NCBI's taxonomy places the organism in Eukaryota, Metazoa, Chordata, Actinopteri, Salmoniformes, Salmonidae. The record is from the annotation of a GenBank genome assembly.
UCGGCCUCCAUUCAUGGUGCCCCAUCUGUGGGAGAGCACGCUGCCCCUGCCAGUGACGGUGGCCUCUUCCAGCUGCAGUACAUGGACCUGGAGGAGUUUCUGACUGAGAACGGCAUGGCCAUGCACAGCAAAGGUGGCAACGGCUCCAGCGCCAGCGCCCAGGUGCCCUCGCAGAGCUCCCUGCAGUCGGCCGUGCCCAACCAGAGCUCCCAGUGCCCGCCGUCCUCCCCUCCGCCAUGUUCUUCUUCAUCAUCCUCCAUGUCCUCCUCAUCUUCCUCCUCCUCGCUGCUGGGCCUGGACAAUGUGCCGCCACCACCAAACGGACUGCCAGGCAUGAUGGGAGGGCCCGAAUGCCUACAUGGUUAGUAGGGUGUGUGGUAAAGGAGGGGAGGGUGUGGGUGGGUGUAGGUAUGUAUGUGUGUGUGUUUGAUUGUGUCCAUGCGAGUGUUUGUUUCUUUUUGACCAUAUGUUUGCGUGUUUUGCGUUGGUAUGUGUCUGUGCAAAUCUUGUGUGCGGAAGAUCGACAAUGUUACAAGAUGACUGGAACCGUCAUUGCAGUAGUUGCACCAUCCUCAACAUGCCCUAGGUCGGCAUUGGUUUUGUCCCCAGGCAGUUUGUGGAGCUCAAAGGCAAAAACAAGUAUGUAGGAGAGCCAAUGGAACGGCUUUGUGCUUUAUUCCAAAGUACAAAUGCAUCAUUGUGCAUUGAUGCAUCCGAAAAUCCCCAAAUCUCCUAACGUCUAGUGUGAAAUUGGUGGCAUGAUGCUUGCGGAAGAUGAGCAUGGGACAGGGGACAAAAAAAAUAGCAGAUGCUAUAUAAAAAGGGUAAAAAGACAGGGUAUAGUCUCAAACAACUAGUCCAAUAGACUUUUCACUGCCCUUUAUUUUGACACUUGUGGCUUUAUGGUUAUUAACCUCUUAAACUCUGACGCCCUCUGGUGCCAUUUUCUAAACCACGCAUAAUAUUGUAUACUACCUUCAUAAAGUACAUUUCGUUUUCAAAACUACAAAACUACAAACACAUGCUUUACAAUAACCAUCAGGGUGUACCCUUUCCAUGCAUACUAAAUGUUUGCACUUUUGGUGACUUGACCAACAUUGCAUACUCCAUGGGGUGCAGGGGGAGAUUCUUAUGACAUUGUCAGCAGUAAGAUUUGAGUUCGAUUUCCAAAAAGACAAGGACUGUAGCCUUCAAAUGAUAUGUCACUUUUUAUUUUCUGACAAAACAUUCUUGCCAGAUCUGGUACCGGGUCCAAAACAACCACUCAGAGUUUACAAAUACUUCAUACCAUUUUGCAGAUCUGAUAAAUCAUUGCAACAAUCAGAGUGACACCUUAGCUUAGAGAAAUAAACAAAUUCAGGAAUCAAUCAUAGAAAUGGUGAGGUUAACUUAAGAUCUCCCCUCCCCUCUUUUACCACCACAAUUAUUCAUUUUAAUGAAAUGUGGAGAGGAAAGGGUUAAGGAAGACUCUGCAGUACAGUAAAAACUGCACAGAGAGAGAGAGAGAGACGGAAACCUGUCACUCUAUCUCUCCCUCCCUCUUGCUCCCUCUCUCCCCUCCCUCUCUCACACGCUUGGGCCAUGUGCAGGCGUCAUGUCACGUGCCAAUGCAGAGAGCAAUGGAGCGAGAGAGAGACGGGAAGGGAGGGGCGGAGGAAGAGGGAGGGGUUGGAGGGAGAGAGGCAUAGAGGGGAAGUAAAGGAGAGGAGAGAGAGAGAGAGAGAGAGAGAGAGAGAGGGAGAGAGGAGAGAGAGAGGAGGAGAGAGAGAGAGAGAGAGAGAGGAGAGGAGGAGAGAGAGGGAGAGAGAGAGAGAGAGAGAGAGAGAGAGAGAGAGAGAGAGAGAGAGAGCAUAACAUUGCAUAAGACUAGCCUAGCAUAAAGAAGCAGAGAGAUUUACAUUGCAGAGAUAACACCACCAUGUUGCCAUACCAGUGUCUUUACACACUGAACAACAUUGUGACAUAACAUUUCAGAAUGACAUGUUGUUGACAAAGACUGAGGGAAAGACUGCUGUGAAAUGAAAGGUGAGGUGUAUUGUUUGUGUGUGUGUGUCACAAUCACUGGCCACUUUAAUAAUGUUUACAUAUCUUGCACUACUCAUCUCAUAUGUAUAUACUGCAUUCUAUUCUAUAAUAUUCUUCUGUAUCUUAGUCCAUGCCGCUCUGUCAUUGCUUGUCCAUAUAUGUAUAUAUUCUUAAAUCCCAUUCCUUACUUUUUUGUGUGUAUUGGGUAUAUGUUGUGAAAUUGUGAGAUAUUACUGCACUGUCGGAGCUAGAAGCACAAGCAUUUCGCUACACUCGCUAUAACAUCUGCUAAACACGUGUAUGUGACAAAUACAAUUUGAUUUGAUUUGAUUGUUAUCUUGUGGUGGCUAAGGAUAGCUGAAGUUUGUAGUGGCUGUUUAAAGAAAACUGAACCAUGGAUUACAUAGAUUACUUUCAGGGUGAGGAACCAUCUAACAUCAAGUUGUAAAAUAGGGAACUACUACUUUAAAGAUAAUGCAUAUUCUACUGACUGAGGGUAAUAUAGUAUGACAUUGACCAAAGGUAAAAGAGGGGAGAGAGCAAUGGCCAUAAGAAAGCUUAGAGCUGCAUGUAAAAGGUUGUUUACACAGCAGCAUUGUUCUUGGAUCAGUUUCAACUGUUUGCCCAAAAUGGUUGUUAUUAGGAUUGGGCUUUGGUGCCGGUUUAUCCUGGAUCAGCCAGCUAGCUGCCAGCUCAACCCCAUGAUGACUGACUGAUGUAGUCUCUGCCUCCACCUGGUGGCCGACCAGUAUCACUGCAGCCACCAUGCAGCAGACUGCUUAUAAACAUGUAAUGUGUGAUGAUGCCACUAUAAACACAGAAAUAACGAAUCCGCUUUACCUUAUUCUCGGCAUGCUGGAGGCUUUGAGCCUUCACCGUGGCCACGGUGUGAAGCAUGUGACCAACCACAAGUUUGUUUUUGUUGGCCUCUCUCCAUAUAGGUGGCCAGGUCAUGCCUCCUGACCUCUCGCCCUCCUCCACCACCUCCUCCUCCUGUCUCCCCGGGCCGCCAGGAGGCCCACUGGUCACCAACGGCACCGCUGACGUCAUGGUGAACUUUGACCCGGACCCGGCGGACGUGGCGCUGUCCAGCGUGCCGGGCCAGGAGGUCUUCGACCCCCGGAGGCACCGCUUCUCGGACGAGGAGCUCAAGCCACAGCCCAUGAUUAAGAAGGCCCGCAAGAUGCUGGUGCCAGAUGAGCAGAAGGUACUACAUUUCUUGCGAUUCUUGGCUUUAAAUGUAGAAGAAGCUUAAAGGUAAAGUUAGCAAAAUGAUGUCAUCAUACGAAGCGGGGCAACUUCCUUCUUACUCAAGUGAAUGACAAUGGGGACAUGCCUCAAGGGAGGGCACACAUUGGGAAGGGGCAAAAGUGGCAAGUUUGAACUGGUAUGUAGAUGUGCAUGCAAUAACAUGGUAAGAAUGAGGUAGGAAACUUUCAUAUCGCUUUCUGUAGAGUAGCUAAUUGUGACGGCAUUGUUAGUAAGGCACAAACUUGUAUAAAAACUUUAUAUGCAGUGGGGAGAACAAGUAUUUGAUACACUGCCGAUUUUGCAGGUUUUCCUACUUACAAAGCAUGUAGAGGUCUGUAAUUUUUAUCAUAGGUACACUUCAACUGUGAGAGACGGAAUCUAAAACAAAAAUCCAGAAAAUCACAUUGUAUGAUUUUUAAGUAAUUCAUUUGCAUUUUAUUGCAUGACAUAAGUAUUUGAUACAUCAGAAAAGCAGAACUUAAUAUUUGGUACAGAAACCUUUGUUUGCAAUUACAGAGAUCAUACGUUUCCUGUAGGUCUUGACCAGGUUUGCACACACUGCAGCAGGGAUUUUGGCCCACUCCUCCAUACAGACCUUCUCCAGAUCCUUCAGGUUUCGGGGCUGUCGCUGGGCAAUACGGACUUUCAGCUCCCUCCAAAUAUUUUCUAUUGGGUUCAGGUCUGGAGACUAGCUAGGCCACUCCAGGACCUUGAGAUGCUUCUUACGGAGCCACUCCUUAGUUGCCCUGGCUGUGUGUUUCGGGUCGUUGUCAUGCUGGAAGACCCAGCCACGACCCAUCUUCAAUGCUCUUACUGAGGGAAGGAGGUUGUUGGCCAAGAUCUCGCGAUACAUGGCCCCAUCCAUCCUCCCCUCAAUACGGUGCAGUCGUCCUGUCCCCUUUGCAGAAAAGCAUCCCCAAAGAAUGAUGUUUCCACCUCCAUGCUUCACGGUUGGGAUGGUGUUCUUGGGGUUGUACUCAUCCUUCUUCUUCCUCCAAGUUUAGACCAAAAAGUUUAGACCAAAAAGUUUAGACCAAAAAGCUCUAUUUUUGUCUCAUCAGACCACAUGACCUUCUCCCAUUCCUCCUCUGGAUCAUCCAGAUGGUCAUUUGCAAAUUUCAGACGGGCCUGGACAUGCGCUGGCUUGAGCAGGGGGACCUUGCGUGCGCUGCAGGAUUUUAAUCCAUGACGGCGUAGUGUGUUACUAAUGGUUUUCUUUGAGACUGUGGUCCCAGCUCUCUUCAGGUCAUUGACCAGGUCCUGCCUUGUAGUUCUGGGCUGAUCCCUCACCUUCCUCAUGAUCAUUGAUGCCCCACGAGGUGAGAUCUUGCAUGGAGCCCCAGACCGAGGGUGAUUGACCGUCAUCUUGAACUUCUUCCAUUUUCUAAUAAUUGCGCCAACAGUUGUUGCCUUCUCACCAAGCUGCUUGCCUAUUGUCCUGUAGCCCAUCCCAGCCUUGUGCAGGUCUACAAUUGUAUCCCUGAUGUCCUUACACAACUCUCUGGUCUUGGCCAUUGUGGAGAGGUUGGAGUCUGUUUGAUUGAGUGUGUGGACAGGUGUCUUUUAUACAGGUAACGAAUUCAAACAGGUGCAGUUAAUACAGGUAAUGAGUGGAGAACAGGAGGGCUUCUUAAAGAAAAACUAACAUGUCUGUGAGAGCCGGAAUUCUUACUGGUUGGUAGGUGAUCAAAUACUUAUGUCAUGCAAUAAAAUGCAAAUUAAUUACUUAAAAAUCAUACAAUGUGAUUUUCUGGAUUUUUGUUUUAGAUUCCGUCUCUCACAGUUGAAGUGUACCUAUGAUAAAAAUUACAGAUCUCUACAUGCUUUGUAAGUAGGAAAACCUGCAAAAUCGGCAGUGUAUCAAAUACUUGUUCUCCCCACUGUACAUGCUUCAAGUGUGCAAUUACAAUCCUCAGUUGUGACACCUCUCCUCCUUCCCCCCUUGCCAUCACAAAACGAACCCUUCCUGCCCCUCUCCUCUCCUCCUCUCUUCCCUCCUUUUCCCCCACACACCCCCACAACAUGCCUCUACUUUGCGGUGACUCCUGUAGGACGACAAGUACUGGAGCCGGCGCUACAAGAACAACGAGGCGGCCAAACGCUCACGUGACGCCCGGCGCCUCAAGGAGAACCAGAUCACGGUGCGUGCUGCCUUCCUGGAGCGAGAGAACGCUGCUCUCAGACAGGAAGUGGCCGACAUGCGCAAGGAGCUGGGCCGCUGCCGCAACAUCCUCAACAAGUUUGAGAGCCGACACGGAGACUUGUGA